Porites lobata is the source of this 2634-nucleotide messenger RNA. The record is from the annotation of a GenBank genome assembly. Lineage: Eukaryota; Metazoa; Cnidaria; Anthozoa; Scleractinia; Poritidae.
AUGCUACCAUCACUGUUUGAUAAAAUUACUGCAAGGAACCUUUCAUCGAAGGACAAGUCAAUUGUCCUUGUUGUUUCUCCUUUGAAUGCCUUAAUUGAUGACCAAAUAAAUAAACUUAAAUCAGCUGGUGUCAAUUGUACAGAAUUGCGUGUUUGUGGUGACGAGGUCGAUGGCGCAUUUGAAGAAAAAAUUCGGGUUGUUCCUCAUAUACCGAGAGCUGAAGACCUUCAAGCUGGAAAGUUUGAAUUUUUACACACCCCGAGGUAACAGUAAGCAACAGGCAAUGUAGAGACCUUUUUUUGUCUGCUUACUACCAGAGAAAUGUUAGGGCUGUGGUGGUUGAUGAAGCACAUUGCAUCAUUGAGUGGUAAAUUAUGAUUAUCAUUACUUUUUGUUGUUGUUUUUCUCUGUUUCAUCAUGUUGUUAAUACUUUUAAGGUUAUAAGCAUAAAGUUAGUUUUGAAGUCAGUCAACCCUAGGUGCUGCUUUAUGAAGAUUUCACAAAGUUUAUGAUUUCAAUGUUCUCACACCGGAAUCCAGACUCCAAAAUUUGAACUAUACAAUGAAACUCAAACGUUAUCACCUGUAUUUACUUUGCAAGGACACAAUGAGCUGUUUCUAUUCUUAGCAUUGCAGUAAUAAUAUUUAUUGCCUUAUGCAAUGUACAUGCAAGAUCAACUAAAUAAAAAGGUUUCAUUAUGUCCAAAAGCAGCUAUCUUGGUAUUUCAAUUGCUUCUGAUGGGUGCCUUGAUCAGAUCACCAAAAAACUAAUAGUCAUAGACCUGCUAUGCUUGUAGACUUUCUUUUCUCAAUGUGUAAAAUUUUGAUGCUCUCAAGAGGUAUCAUGGGAUAUGUUUUCUUAAAUUUCAUGUACAUCUGAAUGAGUCAAAAUUUGAUAGAAACAGUGCUGUUCUCCAAGUAUUAUCAAAUGACUUAUAUUAAGGCAACAAAGCACACAAGUAAAAGAAGUCUUUAGAAGGUACAAAUGACUGUUUGGGUUCAUUUAAGUAGCAACUCGAUACUUAUCUUCACCAUUUGUUUUCCAGUGGAUAUCUUUGGCCAGUUCAAAUUGAAUGUCAUUCAUUUUUAGCCCAACUGUGUGUCCUCCUUUCACACUAGUAUGAAUCUCUAACUUCCCUAAGUAUUCCAUCACCAUGUUGUUUGACAGCUACAGUGAAUGUUUGAAACACAGUAUAAUCUAACUGUAAAUUAAUGACCUAAGUCCAUCACAGAAAGCUGGUAGCAAUUUAAAGUAAAAAUUAUGUUCAAAACAAUACGACUGGGAAUUCUAAAAUAAUUUGUUGUCCAAAACUUUAAAAAAUAUGUCACUCUUAGAGAUGCUAAAUUCCUGGAUGGUGCCAGUUUGCUGACCUUGAGCAGCUUGCAUUAAUAUUUGCAUGAAUGUAAUGUGAUAAAUAUUAUUUUAUUAAUGUUAAGCAGGCUAAACAAACUAUUUUCAGUUACAUCACAUAACAACAGAAAAGUGAAACUUGAACCUUUAAGCCCCAAUAACGACCUCCAAUCAAGCAGAGGUCAAGAGAUUACCAGUGGCUAAGCUUCUUGAUAUUUCAGCAACCUCUGUAUAGUGCUACUACGAAAAAUGUACACCUAAUAGCAGUUAAGGGAAAUUUUAUCACUGGGGCUUAAAGGGUAUAUUCCAGGACUUUCACUCAACUAAACAGGGACUGCCAUUGGUUGAUUCUUGGUCAUGUGGCCUUGACUAAAAUCAAAUGUAUCCCGAUCGUGAUACAUUAAGCAAUGUACCCCGCUCGGGCGACAUUGCAGCACGUGAUCAAAGCAUGGAAAGUGGCAUAUGACAAAAGGUGGGAAAAACACUGCCAGGUCCUACCAGUUUUCUUUUUCUCGAAUGAACACAACAACACCAAACAUGAAGCCUCAAGCUAAAAAGCAACGAUUUUUAAACUUAUCCAAGAAGUUCCCAGAAGAAAAACAGCAGCUAGUGGAAGAAAAUGAUGCAGAUAAUAUAAGGAAGGUACUUUGUAAAUCAUUCAUUCAGUGGUUUCAAGAAUUAAAGGUGUGUUGUUAUAAGUACAAAGUCGACUGUUUUGCUUCGCUCCGGUUAUUCUUUUGUUGCUGUUGAAGUGAAAGUCUAGAAAUAUAACAAAACACUUAAUGUCAGGUCCCUGAGGAAACCAGUUAGUUUUGUUUUCCCUCGAGUCCUGAUGUUUCCCGCGACUUCGUCGCGGGAAACAUCAGGACUCUUGGGAAAACAAGACUCACUGUUUCCCUCAGGAUCUGACAUUAAGUGUAUAAUAUGGCCAUAUUGUUACUAAUAACAAAGUUAUUGCCAGCAGCCUUUUUCUUCUUAAUUCUACCCUACUAUAACAGCUUAACUUACUUGAAAGUCCCCUUUCAUGUACUCAUUAUCGAUAAUUCUUGUGGCCAAAUUCUCUUAUUCUAGUGGCAAGUAUAACAGCAUUUGUGUAUCAAUACAGCAUUUUUACUUUGUGUUUCAUUGUUUAGGGGGCACAACUUUAGAGAAGACUACAGAAAACUAGGAACACUUUCCUCGGUAUUCCCCACAGCUAAGAUUGUUGCCAUGACAGCAACAGCGACAAAGGAAUAUCAAACAAGCAUUAUGAAAAGUCUGAACAUGAAAGAUCCAAACUUGUAA